AUGCAACUGCGCUGGAGCGGCCACCUGGUGCGCAUGGACGACGAGCGACAACCCAAACGACUCUUCUACGGAGACGUCGCGACGGGUUCUCGUCGUCAAGGAGGCCAAAUUCGCCGUUACAAGGAUACCCUGAAGUCCUCCCUGAAGCGCCUGCAAAUCAACCCGACCAACUGGGAAGAGCUCGCACUCGAUCGUCCGACAUGGAGGAGAACAGUGAAGACGGGCGCUGCUAUCUAUGAAGCCAACCGAAUCGCCACCGCCAAAGCGAAACGCGAAGCCCGCAAAUCACAACUUCGCCCAGUCCGCAACGCCGCCGCACAACCUCUCCCUACGUGUCCUCGAUGUCAACGGACAUUCCGGGCACGAAUCGGACUUGUUGGACAUCUUCGGAUAACUGCACCUCUCGAACUGCUCCAGCCAUCGUCCCCCCGCCCGCCUCUUCCUCGUCCUCUCUUCCGCCAACUAACUCUGACACUCCUUCUGCACCACCACUUCCAUCCUCCUCCUCCUCGUCGUCUACUGCCUCAUCGACGACCGCUCAGGCGACUGUCGCGCAAGACAUAACCGCCAACUAACUCUGACACUCCUUCUGCACCACCACUUCCAUCCUCCUCCUCCUCGUCGUCUACUGCCUCAUCGACGACCGCUCAGGCGACUGUCGCGCAAGACAUAACCCUGACACAACACCAGGCAUCAUCCCUUCAGCAUCCGGCUCCAGACGUGAGGACCAGGAAUACACCUUCCCUCACUGCGAUCGCACCUUCGCCUCACGCAUCGGCCUGGUCGGUCACUUGCAAAUCCAUCGCACAGAGACCGGUGAACCAGUGCCUGGAGCACCAAACUACACCCACCGCACUCGCCUCCACUGCCCACACUGCCCUCGCGCCUUCACUCAUCGCAUGGGUCUAUUCGGCCACAUGCGCAUCCAUGAGAGCUGCACUGACCGCAGCCUUGACACACCCACAACGCCAGGCCCCACUCCCAGUUCAUCACCUUGUGCACCCACCAACCUCUCCGCAAACGCCGUCGAUGCCACCGACUUUUCCACCCUUCACUCCUCCCCUUCCUACUCCUCUUCAUCCUUCACUGCCACAACGACGGCCGCCUCGGCGUCUGUCACCCACGACUUCACCACAGCCGCACCUGACACAACAACAGGCACGACCCCUGCAACCUCCAUCAUCAGACGUGAGGGCCAGGACUACAUCUGCCCUCACUGCGAUCGCACCUUCACUUCACGCAUCGGCCUGGUCGGUCACUUGCGAAUCCAUCGCACAGAGACUAGCGAACCAGUGCCUGGAGCACCAACCUACACUCACCGCACUCGCCUCCACUGCCCACACUGCCCUCGCACCUUCACGCAUCGCAUGGGUCUAUUCGGCCACAUGCGCAUCCACGAGAGCGGAAUUGACCACAGUUCCGAUACACCAACCACGCCCGUCAUGCCCAGCACCACCCUCGCACUAUCCGUCUGCACCACCACCAACGCCUCCUCUGUAGCUGACACUGACACCGCCGCCUUCACAUGCCCACACUGUCCACGCACAUUCACCUCUCGUAUCGGCCUGGUCGGUCACUUGCGAAUCCAUCGCACAGAGACCGGAGAACCAGUGCCUGGAGCACCAACCUACACUCACCAAGCUCGACUCAACUGCCCACACUGUCCUCGCACUUCCAGGCAUCGUAUGGGCCUAUUCGGUCACAUGCGCAUCCAGGACGACCUGCGGUAG
Messenger RNA from Spirometra erinaceieuropaei, 1730 nucleotides. The record is from the annotation of a GenBank genome assembly. Lineage: Eukaryota; Metazoa; Platyhelminthes; Cestoda; Diphyllobothriidea; Diphyllobothriidae.